UCCAAGAUGGCGUCGCCUGUUCCACCCCCACCAGACUUAGCCAGUUCGGAGCAGGCAGCAGCGGUUACGAGCAAUGAUGCUGCAGGAGGUCUGAGGUCAUGGGAAAGGGCCUGGGCUGUAGAUGAGAUGAGAAAAGAAGCAGGGAACUGGUCACUAGCAGCUGAUGCUGGGCUCCUUUUACACUUACAAGAGUUUUCCCAGAGAAUGAUAUUGAAAGUCCAUGAGAUUGAAAAAGGUGUAGAUGGACUACUUCAUGACUCCAAGCUGACCUCAGUGAGAGUAAACAAUGUGUUCAAUGACUUUAUCAUGCUAGCCAAUACACAGUUUGUGGAAAACCGUGUGUAUGAUGAAGAUGUGAGCCAGGAGAGAGAGUCUAAGGAGGAAACCAAGCCAGAGGAACAGGAAAAAACUCGAGAACAGAAGGAAGCCGAACUCAUUCCCAAGGUCAAAGAGGCCUUGACCUUAGGCAUCAAUGUCAUCGAUGAUGCAUUUGAGAAACUUGACAGCCAUGUCGCUGACUCAGACUCUGAAGAUGAUGACGAAACGGGAUACAGAGUUGAUCCCAUCUUAGAACCCAAGGACCCAUACCUCACCAGGGCCCUGCCUUUGCUGAUAGGAACUCCGAAUUUCCUGGCAGACGACAAUGUUGGCUUAUUAGAGGAGGAAUCAGCACUUGCGAUCAAAACAUACUGGGGCAUACAUUCAAGCAAACGUGUGUAUGAUGAAGAUGUGAGCCAGGAGAGUGAGUCUAAGGAGGAAACCAAGCCAGAGGAACAGGAAAAAACUCGAGAACAGAAGGAAGCCGAACUCAUUCCCAAGGUCAAAGAGGCCUUGACCUUAGGCAUCAAUGUCAUCGAUGAUGCAUUUGAGAAACUUGACAGCCAUGUCGCUGACUCUGACUCUGAAGAUGAUGACGAAACGGGAUACAGAGUUGAUCCCAUCUUAGAACCCAAGGACCCAUACCUCACCAGGGCCCUGCCUUUGCUGAUAGGAACUCCGAAUUUCCUGGCAGACGACAAUGUUGGCUUAUUAGAGGAGGAAUCAGAGGAGGAAGAGAGUGACCAUGGCAGUAUUAGUGAAAGUGAAUCUGAAGACGAGCAGAAACCAGAGAAACAGGAGUCUUCAGAGGAAUACUCAUAUAGUGAGAGUGACAGUGAUUCAGACGCACCAAAAUCGAGACCUGCACCCAGAAAAAUUAUCAGGGACAGUUCUGACGAGAGUGAUGAGAGUGAUGGUGAUUUGUUUGGAGGAAAGGGAAAGAACAGUGAUGAUGAGGAAGAUGAGAGCGAUUAUACAGAUGAAGAGGAAUCAGGCAGAGAAAAAGAAACACAGUCUAAAGGGCCAGCUGACUUUGCAUCAGAACUGGCUAAGAAAAUUGGAGCUCCUACCAAAAUACCGCCGAAAGAGAGCGACGAGGAAGAGGAAGAUUACGACGAACCUAAACCAAAGAUGAAAGGAAAAGGAAAGAAAAGAACUGAAUCUGAGAGCAGCCAUAAAAAAUCAAAAAAAGGAAAAGAAAAAUCUAAGCAAAAAAUUCCAGAUGAUGAUGCUGACCCCUUUGGUGCCCCAGAAGAAGACGAUUCCCCGUUUGGUACCUCAGGAGGACUUUUCUCCUCCAGCAAGAGUAUGUUUGACAAUGACAGUGAUGAGGGUGGUCUGUUUGAUGACGUGGAGAAAGCACCAGUUAUAGAGGAAGAAAAACCUCCAAAGAAAUCUUCAAGUAAGAAGCCUGCAGGUGGAGUAGCCCUGUUUGGUGAAGAUGACGAAGAUGACGGAGAAAUGUUUGGGUCAGCUACCAAGAAGAGGAGCAACUCUGAUAAAAAACCAACGUCCAUAACAGCUCCGUCCACAAAGAAAGGCGUGGUUAGUAGCGGAGGUGGCGGGUUCUUUGAUGACGAUGAUGAUGAUGAGGAGGAGGAGGAUGCUGGCGGUUUGUUUGCCACAUCAAGCAAGAAAGCAGGAGUUGAAAAGGCAAGUGCUCCGUCUAGUUCAGCAUUAUUUGAUGAUGAGGAUGAGGAGGGUGAUCUGUUUGGGUCAGGUCCUGCAGUAAGACAGCCGGAGAAGAAAAAGAAGCCAGAGAAAACAAAGGCAGACAAAAAGCUACCAGCAGGGGCCGUGUCUAUGUUUGGCAGUGGACCCAACCCUCUAGCUGCUGCUCUGAAGAAACAGCGUGCUGCCUCUGACGAUGAAGACAGUGAUGCCUCGGCCGGGAACAAGUCUCGUAGCAGUAGUGUUAAGUCAAGUCAGUCACAUUCUUCCUUAUCCUCGCGACAAGUUGAUCGCAUCAAAAAGGACGGUCGGAGCUCAUCCAGCAACAGCCUGUUUGAUGAUGAUGCUGAUGAAGCCUUGUUCAGGGAAACUCCUAAACCAAGAGCAGACAGUAAAUCUAAAGCUAAGCCAGCCGCGUCGUUGUUUGGUGACGAUGAAGAUGAUGGUUUGUUUGGUAUGGGGAAGAAACCAGCAACCACAAAAAAGAGUGCAGAGAAACCUCGGUCGGGUAGCCUGUUUGGUGAGGAGGAUGACCAAGAAGGUGGAGAUAUGUUCGGUGGCGCCCCCGCCAAAUCUACCAGUGCCAGUAAGAAACCAGUGGGCGGCGUAUCCUUGUUCGGCGGAGCAGAUAUCCUUGGUAAAAAGAAAGCUGACCCAACAGGACCAGCUCCCACAGCCCAGAAACAGGAACCUACAAAACCACAAGCUGCUGUACCUAAAAAAUCUCCUCUGUCAUUGUUUGAUGAUAAUGAAGAUGAGGAAGAUGAUUUGUUUGGGGGCGGUGGUGCAAAGGCAGCCACAGUACCACAGGUCAGACCUAGUGCCACAGGGGGAAACAAGCGAGAUUUGUUUGGUGAUGAAGAUGUCCUCUUUGGAGGGGCUGAGGAGGAGUCCCCGGGAGUCAAUCUGUUUGGUUCUCCUGCCUCCCCAGGGACAUCUCCUGUGAAGAGUUCCCCUAUACAAUCAAAGGCAGCUCCUGCUUCUAAGGCUCCAGUUGCCAAGGUUACAAAGAAAGUGGACUCGGACAUGUUUGAUAAUGAUGAUGAGGAUGAUAUGUUUGGAUCUCCAGCACCGAAAGUACGGGCUACCAGUGGAUCUAAGGCCCCAGUUGCCAAGGUAACACAGAAGGCAGCCUCGGGUCUCUUUAGUAACGAUGAUGAAGAUGACGACAUGUUUGGGUCUCCAGCACCCAAGGUACGGGCCGAUAGCGGAGCGACACUACCUGUAGCUGGGGUGACUACGGAGGAGAGCUCAGAUGCACCAAAGGAGCCCCCAAAAUCCCGAAAACCUGUUGGAGGUGUGUCCAUCAUGGGGGGCAUCAACCCCUUCGCCAAUAAACAACGAAGACCACCCAGUGAUUCUGAGGAGGAAGAGGAGGAGGUGUUGCCAAAGAAAACUGAGGCCACUGAGCCGCCAAAACCAUCCAAGUCUGCUCCAGCAGCAAAAACAGGUAUGGGGGAUAACUCUGUCUUAUGUCCAGGUAUGGGAGGUAACUCUGUCUUAUGUCCAGGUAUGGUAUGGGAGGUAACUCUGUCUUAUGUCCAGGCAUGGGAGAUAACUCUGUCUUAUGUCCAGGUAUGGGAGAUAAUUCUGUCUUAUGUCCAGGUAUGGGAGAUAACUCUGUCUUAUGUCCAGGUAUGGGAGAUAACUCUGUCUAAUGUCCAGCUGACCCUCUAUUUGGAGUUGAAGAUGAGGGCGACUUGUUUACUGUCUCCAAACCAAGUCCCCAACCCUCCACGCUGUCCUCGACCAAACCUCCCCAGAUCACCGAAAACAGAGGAUGUCUUCAGCCCAAACAAACCAGUCAAAAAUUCAGUGCCGAAGCCCAAAUCUAUUCCCUUGUCUAUGGAUGAUGAGGAUGAUGAUGAUGACUUGUUUGGUCGUAAGCCUCCACCUGUGCAAAAUGACCCUCCAGCCAAAUCAAAACAGGGAGACUUAUUUGGUUCUUCUCCCUCCUCUGAAUCCGACCUGUUUGGUUCGUCACCACCUGUGUCCGAGGAACCACAAGCGGUGUCACCAAAGGUGAAGAAGCCGCCUGCUGGUGCUGUGUCUAUGUUUGGUGGAAUGGAUCCGUUUGCAGCCAUGAAGAAAAAACAAACAGUAGAAAGUGAAAAAACAACUGAAGAUUCAGAAGAAAAGCCUACAGGUUCUCUAUCUAAAAAGAAAACCUCUACCAAGGGGAGAGAACUCCCAUCUCCAACCAAGGAGAGUGACCCUUCAUCUCCCACCAAGGGGUUUACCCCCUCUUCUCCAACAAAGGGGCCAGAACAAGGGUUCCCAUCUAGAGGACCUACUGGUAAAAUAGGAAAACUGAAGGCUAACAUAGGUAUUAACCCUGCGGCUUUACUCCCUGGGGCGGCCCCACCCGUAAAGGAACCGGAGCCAGUAGCUAUAGGAUUUGACCAGCCCGCUGACGUUAAAACUCUACACAGUGCCUCAAAAGAUCGUGCCAGAAUACAAACUAAACGCCGCCCUCCCAGUCGAAUGGCUCGUCAUUCACAGGGAGACGGCAGUAGUGAUCUGUUUACACCAAUGUCUCCACCUGGUGGUGAUAUUGCCAAAGAAAAGCCGAAAACCGUUGUGAAUGAUAGAGUGCCACAGCCAACUUCCGAUAUUUUUGGCAAUGACGAUUUAUUGGAUGGUGGUUCUGCGUCAUCUGUGAAGGCAGCUCCUGUUAUUGAAGAAAAUGACAUAUUCUCAAGUGGAGCUUUCUCUUCUGGUACAAAAACCGCAAAAACAAAAAAAGUGAAGGAGGAUGAUUUGUUUGGCAGUCCGCCCAAGUCUGUUGUGAAACCAGCGCCUAGCGAGGAUGUAUUUGAUGUGUCCUCUAGGAAAUCAUCUAAGAAACCAAGUGCAAUAGUGACAAAAGACGACGAUGAUGAUGACUUGUUCGCACCAAAGCCGUCUUCUAAAUCUUCUAAAUCGUCCGUUACAGAUGAUAUAUUUUCCGCACCAAAAGUGUCAAAACAGUCGCCGAAUGACGACGAUUUGUUCUCAUCAAAUUCACCAACUAGCUCUAAAGUGCUUCCCUCUAAUGGCAUGUCUAAACACGAUCUCUCGGGUGAUGGAGAUAUAUUUGCUAGUACACCAAAGAAAACAGGAGAAAAAUCGGUAGCUGAAAAAGAUCAGAUGAACAAUGAUGACAUAUUUGCUGGAGCCACAGACACUGUGAAAAAAAUAGAAAAACCAAAUCAAGGGGAGGAUGAUGACCUUUUUGGAAAGUCCGUGGAAAAAAAGAGGCGUCAAGUGAAGCGAGCCCCAAAGACAAAAGACGAGGAUUUGUUUAAUGACAACACCGACAUUUUUGCUGAUGUUCCGGCAUCUAAACCCAAGGAGAAAAAGAAGAAAAAGACUACAACUACAGGCUCAAAGAGUUUAUUUAAAGAUACAGAUGGUCUAGAUGACAUCUUUGCUAGUGGUACGCCAAAAACCAAGACAACUAAAAAGGAGAAAAGCAAAAAAACAACAACAGCUGCUGAGAAAAAAACUGCUGUCGACUCUAAUGACAUAUUUGAUGAUCCACUCGGCAACAUUUAGAUUAUCAAUAAGAUUCACACAAGAUGGCCUCCAUGGAACUUAAAAUAUAUGACCUUGAACAAAUAACCUUGUGAUCUACUCGGUGACAACCUUGACUGAGAAAUGAUUACUGUUGUCUUUAACACUUGGCUUUCAGUAUAAGACAUUCUGGAGUAGUUUAGUAAUAUUUAAUUUGGAGGACAAAACAACUUCCCUUGACUAGAAAUGGAGUGAUUUCAUAGGGCGCUAUUGACCUCUAUCUUAGAUAUUUAACUUGGAGAACAAUAUAACCUUACCUUGACCAGGAAUGGAGUGAUUUCAUAGGGCGCUAUGACCUCUAAUUUAAAUAUUUAAUUUGGAGAACAAUAUAACCUUACCUUGACCAGGAAUGGAGUGAUUUCAUAGGGCGCUAUGACCUCUAAUUUAAAUAUUUAAUUUGGAGAACAAUAUAACCUUACCUUGACCAAGAAUGGAGUGAUUUCAUAGGGCACUUUGACCUCUAAUUUAAAUAUUUAAUUUGGAGAACAAAAUAACCUUACCUUGACCAGGAAUGGAGUGAUUUCAUAGGGCACUUUGACCUCUAAUUUAAAUAUUUAAUUUGGAGAACAACACAACCUUACCUUGAAUAGGUCAGGAAUUCAUGACUACUCUAACUAUCAACAUGGCUUCACAACCUCUGGAUCAGUGAAUGAUUAUACUGAGCAACAGAAUAGGUCUUGUCUGCAGUUUUUAUUAUCCUCACUAUAACAUGUACCCAUUCUGGACAUUGUCAGAAGAUUGGCCUAUUUUUACUGUGGAGAUUUAAUUCAUAAUGUACAAUGAUGAGUCACAGUCUAGCUCCCUGUCACUAUCCUGUUAUGGUCCACUUCCCUCUAUGAAUACCAAGGGUAUGUAUGUACAGUUCAUGCAGUUAUCUGAGUUUGUGAAUAUGUAUGAGAAUGCAGUUCAGGUCUCUUGGACUAUGAAUAUGUAUGAGAAUGCAUUUGAAUUCCAUGUGUGUGUAUGAAAAUGCAGUUGAGUUCUCUUGGACUAUGAAUAUUGAUGAGAGUGCAGUUCAGGUCUGUUGGACUAUAAAUAUUCAUGAGAAUGCAGUUAAGUUCCCUCUGUGUGUAUGAGAAUGUAUUUGAAUUCCAUCUGUUUUUAUGAAAAUGCAGUGGAGUUAUCUUGGACUAUGAAUAUGUAUGAGAAUGUAGUUUAUUUCCCUCUGUGAGUAUGGGAAUAACCACCCAGUAAUUUAGCCCAUUUCCUUCUAUCUAUGAAUAUGUAUGAGGAUACGAUACAGCCCAUUUCCUUCUGCUCAUGAAUAUGUAUGAAAAUACUGCCAUUCUCUUCUAGCAUGAAUAUGUAUGAAAAUACUGCCAUUCUCUUCUAGCAUGAAUAUGUAUGAAAAUACUGCCAUUCUCUUCUAGCAUGAAUAU
Molecule: messenger RNA, 6923 nt
Organism: Pecten maximus
Lineage: Eukaryota; Metazoa; Mollusca; Bivalvia; Pectinida; Pectinidae
Product: WASH complex subunit 2-like
Exons: 42
Coding region: 7-5526 (1839 amino acids)
Biological process (GO): protein localization to endosome; retrograde transport, endosome to Golgi
Cellular component (GO): WASH complex; early endosome
Molecular function (GO): phosphatidylinositol phosphate binding; retromer complex binding
Source: RefSeq, a predicted model, not a curated record